Diaporthe citri is the source of this 1317-nucleotide messenger RNA. RefSeq lists its product as uncharacterized. Gene Ontology annotation, molecular function: transferase activity, transferring alkyl or aryl (other than methyl) groups. The record is from RefSeq and is a predicted model, not a curated record. Lineage: Eukaryota; Fungi; Ascomycota; Sordariomycetes; Diaporthales; Diaporthaceae. Bases 1 to 1317 code for a protein of 438 amino acids. Gene Ontology annotation, biological process: alkaloid metabolic process. The transcript has 2 exons.
AUGGUGAUCAACGACAGCACCCAUCUAGAUUCGCCCAUGCGAAGUGUUGAGCACGAUAUUUCGACAGCAGACGACUUCGCAUUCUGGGACGACUACUGCAAGCGCUAUAUUGACCCGCUGCUGGACGCCGGGCAGUAUUCGGACCAAGAACGAGAGUCCCAUCGGGACUUCAUUCGCAAAUAUGUCAUCCCUGCGAUAGGACCCCGGCCCGACCCAUCCGUCGUCAAACCGCGGGUGGCGAUUGCUCCCCACGGCGGACCCAGCGACCCGAGCAUCAACUACACCGCCAAGAAGGCUCUGGCCCGCUUCGGAUUCGCAAUUAACGGGCCGCAGUCGUUCACUGCUGAGGACCCUCUCGGUGUGAAAACGUCCUACGAGGCUCUGGCUCGUUUUGCCGAGGACAAGGACGCGGGGGUGGACCUGCGUUGGCUGGACUGUCUUAUGGCCUUGUACCCGAGCCCGAAUGAAAUAAAUGUGGCGGCGGAUUCGUCAUUGUACAAGAACUACAGCAGGCGGGUCGCUUUGGCUGCGGGUGUCGACUUUGAAGGGUCUCGAAGGAACCUCAAGGUCUACCUGAGCCCUUUCAUCAAGCAUGCGAUGACGGGCAAGUCUGAGAACGAAAUCGUCUUCGAUGCGAUCAAGAACCUGGAACCAGGCGGGUCAGCUCUUCGCCCGGCUGUGGAGCUGUUGGAAGACUAUCUGUCCACCCGUACGGGGGACUUUUAUCUCGACAACCAGUUCAUCGGGAUCGAUUGUGCAGACCCCAGUAAGGCUCGCGUCAAGCUCUACAUGGCAACAGACACUGCUCGCUUUGAUUUCAUACGCACAGCAAUGACCCUGAGUGGUAGGCUCAACGACGAAUAUACUAUGAAAGGCAUGGAAAUCCUGAGGGACAUCUGGCACCUGCUUCUUGGCGAACCUGAAGGCAUCGGCGCGGAUUGGAAUAAACCCCGGAACAAAUUGGCUAAUGCACUCCCGGGCAUAUUUGUCUCCUAUGAAAUCAGGGCUGGCGUGGAGCUGCCCGAUAUCAAAGCCUAUGUGCCAAUGUGGCUAUACCACAGGAGCGACCAAGCCGUAGCGGAGAACCUGGACCGGAUAUUCACAAGACUCCGGGACCGCGAUGUAAUGGGAGAGUGGGCUUGGGACAGUGGAAUUGGCGAAGGAUACCCAGAUUUCUUCAACACGACUUUCGGCUCUGGGGGCGUCCCUGGCCCAAGCAUGGUCCAUACGUGGUGCACUUAUUGUUUCACGAAAAGUCGAGGCGUAUACAUGACUUCUUACGUGGCCCAGAACGUUGAAUUUCCUCUACCCUUCUAA